This is a messenger RNA of Coccomyxa subellipsoidea C-169, 841 nucleotides long. RefSeq lists its product as hypothetical. The transcript is spliced from 5 exons. The coding region runs from base 196 to 705 and encodes 169 amino acids. The record is from RefSeq and is a predicted model, not a curated record. Lineage: Eukaryota; Viridiplantae; Chlorophyta; Trebouxiophyceae; Coccomyxaceae.
CAUCGAUCCGAUCGCAGUGAGGCGCCUAAAAAAGAGGAGUUUUCCUGGCUUCAGUUGGGCCUUCAAGCUGCAGCAAAGCUAUCUGUGACACGACAGUACUAGGAUGAACGCAUUGGAUCGCAAUUGCUUAUUCAAGAGCUUCCGUUCCAUGUCAAUCGGCUGCUGACGACGCUUGGCUGGUCAUCGAACAUAUAAAUGCCGAAGGACAUCAAUCCAUUUCGCGGGAAAAAGACACUUGGCAAUACUACUAAAGCUCCAAGGCGCAGCAGAAAGGAUAAAAGCAAAGGGCCCAGAAAGUCUGGAAGCAGUCCAUGGGGACUCUUUGGCCUUGCGGCAAGCAUCGCGGCAGCUUGGCUUGUCGGCGCGUGGCACAUUAGGGACCAGCGCACAAGAAAAUACCAAGUUGACAAAAACACACUGGCCCGGAUUAUGUCAAAGCCCAUGAAGUAUACAGAGCAUGCGCAGUGCAGAAUGGACUGCAGGCACAUCAGUCAAGAGGAGGUUGCAGCAACGUUGAGACAAGGCACUGUGAACCAGCGGAAGAGUAAUCUACGGCAGUUUCCAUGUCCCAAAUAUGUGGUGGAUGCUACGCUGGGCCUGCAAGCAAAGAAAAAUGUGCAGGCGGUCUUUUUGGCUUGCCCCACCCACACGGACGUGGUAACAGUCAUAGACAAGGACACUGACUGGGAAUGCUACUGCCCUUAGUUUAUGCACAGUCAAAUGCAUCACCCUGAGUCAAGAAGACUGAAAAGUACAGAAUGCUACAUUGGUGCUCUGUGUCUGAAUAGUGGGAAUGGUGUGCCAUGUCACCAACGGUUACAUGUAACGGUUCGUUGUCAUC